AUGAGUCACACGCCAAUUCUUGCGUUUGGUUUGGGAUCGCGGCCGCUCUCCCCCCUCGGUGGCGGAAAUGUUGCGGCAAUGCAGCAUGAAGGAAGGGUCGGUUCGCUGCGACCAGCAAGGUCCCUUCGGGGCGAAGAGCGGUGCGGCCGGGCUCCGCUGGGCGGCCACCACCCGUCCUGGAGAGGGCCUCGGCCGUGGAAGGGCGGGAGGGGUCCGAGAGGGUCUAGACCGCCGGCGGGACGGUCUGCAUCGGCCCCCGAUGCGCGGAGGCCGCCGGGAGAUGACACGGGGUCCCCGGACCGCACAAGCCGCGACGGCUGGUGGCCCGGGUCCUCGGCACGAGGAACGGGGGGACUCGCGGCGGAGGCGCGGGCGGCGGCCGAGUGGAGGACUCCCGGGCACCUGGCGGGCGUCCCCGCGACCAGGGCGGGGAUGCGGACCGAGCUAGGCACGACCCCGCGGAGGUUCGGGGGGGAGUCUCCGCCCGCAGGAAGUUGGUCCCUGGACUCCGGGCUCCGGGGCAGCGCACCGGCCGCCUCUUCUCAGGGUCGCCCCCGCGAGGGUCUCAUCUCAGGGACGGCAGCAGCCGCAGCUCCCGGCGGACGAGGCGAUGGGGGAGGGAGGCUGGCCCCGCGGCCGGGGGACAGGCCUGGAGGCCCCGGGCUGGGUCCGCCGCAGCCUCCGCCACUCGGGGCGGGGGACACACGCUCAGGCUGCGCCCGGCGAGGCAGGAAACUUUCCGUCCUGGGAGGGAAACACCACAACAAACGGCCGUCAAGCGCCGGUGCCCGCCCGCCCCGGCGCUCGCCCGCCUCAAACCUGCCCCCCGCCCAGCCCGCACCCCUGCCCCGAACUCGCAGACCUCUCUGCGGGCGGGCGGCGGCGAUGUGA
Pipistrellus nathusii (Nathusius's pipistrelle) is the source of this 891-nucleotide messenger RNA. NCBI's taxonomy places the organism in Eukaryota, Metazoa, Chordata, Mammalia, Chiroptera, Vespertilionidae. The record is from the annotation of a GenBank genome assembly.